AUGAAAUUCUUCGGCUUUACCCUGCUCUUCUUGCAGGCUUUCCUCGUCUGCGCCCAAGCCACUACUCAACCCAAGCUCGAGAACUUCACCCUUGCAUCGGGCAGUGUCACGAACACCCUAGAUCCCAACGAGAAGUACGAAAAGGAAUCUCGAGAUAUCAACGAAGUCAUUAAACUCGACCCAACCAACAUCACCAUGGCCAUCCCGCCGGAAGACUUACCCAGUGGAAAUCCAACUGAGAGACAACAUGCACGAGAUCUCUCCAAGCGCCCUGGGAAAUGCCCCGUACAUCUACCCUGGCUCUGCGAUGGUGUUGUUGUCUUUUUUGAUAGCAUGGGCCACCAGUUCCAACUCCGUUGCGGGGAAUGUCACGCUUCCAAUGCGAUCGACCGGGCCGUGCGCCUGCUUUACGACCGGUCCUUGUGCUAG
Messenger RNA from Coccidioides posadasii C735 delta SOWgp, 429 nucleotides. RefSeq lists its product as uncharacterized. The record is from RefSeq and is a predicted model, not a curated record. NCBI's taxonomy places the organism in Eukaryota, Fungi, Ascomycota, Eurotiomycetes, Onygenales, Onygenaceae.